Messenger RNA from Nothoprocta perdicaria, 1123 nucleotides. RefSeq names its product small nuclear ribonucleoprotein U5 subunit 40 (gene SNRNP40). Lineage: Eukaryota; Metazoa; Chordata; Aves; Tinamiformes; Tinamidae. The record is from RefSeq and is a predicted model, not a curated record. The transcript has 9 exons. Gene Ontology annotation, cellular component: catalytic step 2 spliceosome. Gene Ontology annotation, molecular function: protein binding; RNA binding. The coding region runs from base 32 to 928 and encodes 298 amino acids.
GCCGCGAUGCUCGUCCCUGCAGGCGCCCAUCAUGCUGCUCUCGGGCCACGAGGGGGAGGUUUAUUGCUGCAAGUUCCACCCCAACGGCAACACGCUCGCCUCGGCCGGCUUCGACAGGCUCAUCCUGCUGUGGAACGUCUAUGGGGACUGUGAUAAUUACGCCACCCUGAAGGGACACAGCGGAGCGGUUAUGGAGCUGCACUAUAACACAGAUGGCAGCAUGCUCUUCUCGGCCUCCACAGAUAAAACCGUGGCUGUGUGGGAUAGCGAGACGGGCGAGAGAGUGAAAAGACUGAAGGGCCACACGUCGUUCGUUAACUCCUGUUACCCGGCGAGACGAGGACCGCAGCUUGUCUGCACAGGCAGCGAUGAUGGGACAGUAAAGUUGUGGGAUAUCAGGAAAAAAGCUGCUGUCCAAACAUUUCAGAACACUUACCAGGUCUUGGCUGUGACUUUCAAUGACACCAGUGACCAAAUCAUAUCAGGGGGCAUUGACAAUGAUAUUAAGGUAUGGGACCUGCGCCAGAACAAGCUCACCUACACCAUGAGAGGACACGCAGACUCUGUGACAGGCCUCAGUCUGAGCUCAGAAGGCUCCUACCUGCUCUCUAACGCCAUGGACAACACAGUUCGUAUCUGGGAUGUGCGACCAUUUGCCCCUAAAGAGAGAUGUGUAAAGAUAUUCCAGGGCAACGUGCAUAAUUUUGAAAAGAAUCUUCUGAGAUGUUCUUGGUCCCCAGAUGGAAGCAAAAUAGCAGGAGGAUCAGCAGACAGGUUUGUCUAUGUGUGGGACACCACAUCCAGGAGGAUUCUGUACAAGCUGCCAGGCCAUGCCGGCUCUGUGAAUGAGCUGGCUUUCCACCCGGAGGAACCCAUUAUCCUCUCUGCCUCCAGCGACAAAAGACUGUAUAUGGGGGAGAUCCAGUGAAGCUGACAAGAAGAUGGGUGGAUUUAUCCCCUCAAAACCUUGGCUUUACAGAAGCAGGAUUAACUUGCUUCUAACUGAUGCUAGUCCCUUAUCACUUUUGUGGUAGUGGGAAAAAGUUGAAGCAGCUUGAUUAAACGAGGAGUGUUUUUUGCAGGCAGUAACGUUCCCACCUCCUUGGCCCUCCUUGCUUUUUUU